UAUGACGGUGGAAAAUAUACGGUAAUUCUGAUUUAAUUGUCGUGGUUGUAAGCUUUAAGCGAGGGAAACGGUUUUCAUUGUCAUUUGCGAGAGAUUUUCUUACGCAGCAACCGUGGUUUUUCGAUCGGCCAAAAUGUGGAUGGGUUUUUGGUACCUAUUUGUAUGCGCUGUUGUAUUAAUUUUGAUAAAGCAUCAUUGGUCUCGGCGCAAAAUUUAUCAACUGACAUGUUCGCUGCAUGGCCCUCCUGCGCUACCAAUUUUUGGAAAUGCAUUGAUGUUUUGGUGUAAGGAGGAAGAUAUUUUUGAACGACUUGUUAAAGUGGUUAAUAACUAUCCUAGUCCAAUGCGAAUUUGGCUCGGUCCCAAGUUAGUUGUGGCAGUAAAAACAGCGCACCAAAUUGAGAAGAUAUUUACAUCUUCCUCAGCAUCCAGCAAAGAUGAUUUAUACCGAUUUCUAAAGGUCUUUAACGGAGACAGUCUAUUCACAUCUACGGGUAAGUAUCGAGUGACCAUAUAAGCGGUUCUGAAGCUAAGAAGGCUACAGUUUUCCGGUACAAUUUUUGUUAAUAAAUGUGACCCAGUGAAAAUCAAACGAGAGCAGCUGGGUUUUAUUUAAAUUGUUGAAUUUUUUCUGCAUAAACAAGCAAAGUACAAUUUUUUAAGCUGUAGAAAAUGUCAAGAAUUUUUGUCAUGAUAGUGUAAAGAAUUUAACUGGUUGAUUGCCGUGAACUAAAUAUGUGUUUCUUUGUUCUUUAAUUUUAAUUUAAUUUUAAUGGGGAUAUAGUAUUACAUUACUGAACUCAUCAUGAGAUAAAUCCGUACUGUAGAAUUGGCUGAACG
Molecule: messenger RNA, 840 nt
Organism: Photinus pyralis (common eastern firefly)
Lineage: Eukaryota; Metazoa; Arthropoda; Insecta; Coleoptera; Lampyridae
Product: probable cytochrome P450 313b1
Exons: 3
Coding region: 134-517 (127 amino acids)
Molecular function (GO): oxidoreductase activity, acting on paired donors, with incorporation or reduction of molecular oxygen; heme binding; iron ion binding
Source: RefSeq, a predicted model, not a curated record